AGUACAUCGCCCUGCUGGGCGCGAAGCCGACGGACCAGUUCGUGAUGCCGGUGCCCUCGUUCAACGUCAUCAACGGCGGCAGCCACGCCGGGAACCGGCUCGCGUGCCAGGAGUUCAUGAUCCUGCCCACCGGCUGCUCCACAUUCAAGGAGGCGAUGAUCGUGGGGGCCGAGGUGUACCACACCCUGAAGGGUUGCAUCAAGAAGAAGUACGGGCAGGACGCGUGCAACGUGGGCGACGAGGGCGGCUUCGCCCCGAGCGUGCAGGACAACGACGAGGCUCUUGACGUCUUGAUGGACGCCAUCGAGAAGUCUGGCCACAAGGACAAGGUGAAGAUCGGCACCGACGUGGCCGCUUCUGAGUUCUACGACGACAAGGCCGCCCGCGCGCGAGGGAGGAUCUCGGAGCUGGAGUUGCUCGCGCCACUGGCAGCGCCUCCCCUUGGGGCCACGGCGGGCUACCAGAACUGGCUGAGCAAAUACCCGCUGGUGUCGAUCGAGGACCCGUUCGACCAGGACGAUUGGGACGCGUACAAGCUGUUCAUGGAUGCCGUGGGCAAGGACGUGCAGGUCGUUGGGGACGACCUGCUGGUGACCAACCCCAAGCGCAUCGCAAAGGGCAUGGAAGGCCGUGGUUGCUCAGAGCCUCUGUUUCGGCCGUUGGCGGGAGUGGAGAUCCAGGAGGUUGGACGGCUCCAUCCUCCCACCGCCCUCAUCAUCGCUCCUCAUUGGGACGGGUGGGUCGGGUGGGGGGGGAGGGAGGACGUGAGUUGCUGGUCCUUGUGGGGGUACGUGCCUAUGUGCUGUCCGCCCUUCGUGCGGAUCGCACCCGUUGAGGGGCCCAGCAUGGGCAUGGCCCGAUAUCAUUGUCGCAAUGCGACGCCCAGAAGCGUUCACGGCACACCCCUUAGUGUGAGUAGGUUCUUUCCCAGGGCCACUUUGAUGUCCCGGUUAACUGGUACUACACCACAACCAUAA
Prorocentrum cordatum is the source of this 977-nucleotide messenger RNA. The record is from the annotation of a GenBank genome assembly. Lineage: Eukaryota; Dinophyceae; Prorocentrales; Prorocentraceae.